UCGCUAACUGUAUUCAGCUGACAGCUGAACAAGGAGCGCCUGUCCUAUUAGUACAAUACACAACUAUCAAUAUGGCAACCAUACUGUUGGUGUUAACUGCAGUCCUGAUCGCGGUGGGCUCGUGCGGUCGUUUGGAGCCGCAGUACCUCCCCCCUCGCCCUGGGAACGGGUUUGGAGGUGGCGCAGGCAGCGGGGGUAAUGCUGGUUUAGGUGGAGGAGCUGGAGGAUCAGGUGCUGGAGCUGGUGGAUUUGGCGGAUCAGGGGCUGGCGCUUACGGAGGAUCAGGCGGCUCCCACGGCGGUGGUGCUCAAAUUCCCAUUACUAGUUUUGAGAACGUGAACAACGGCGAUGGCUCUUACCAUUUCAGUUAUGAAACCGGUAACGGCAUCUCAGCCCAGGAGAGUGGAGCUCCUCGCGCGCCUGGGCCUGAGGGUCUGGCAGUAACAGCUGAGGGCGCCUUCUCGUACCGUACUCCGGACGGCCAGCAGAUCGCACUCACCUACACCGCCGAUGAGAACGGCUUCCACCCAGUGGGACCUCAUCUCCCCACCCCUCCCCCAAUCCCAGAGGAGAUCCUGCGCUCCAUUGAGUUCAACAGACAGAAUCCUUCUUCUGAAGGAUCAUACAACGGAGGAAAUGGCGGCUCCGGCGGCUCCAACGGCUACCACUACUGAUCUUAUUCAAUACCUAAUUUCGCUAAAUCUCACCAAAAUCGCAAAUAAAGUCCUCAUACCUUAGAUCUAAGAUACGGACUUGGCCCACCCUACGUCCUUAUUACUAUAUUAAUAUAGCAUAUAAUCAAACGUGAAAGCGACGUCUAUUCAGAAAGAUAUUCCAACUCGCUUCAAUAGCGAAUAAAGAUAGGGUCGGGAAUUUGAUCUGUAACGUCGGGUUUUAUAUGCGACUAGGCAACGAUUUAAGUCGAAUUAGGAUGCCGUCUUAUCUCUGAUAAUGACUACGACCUCACGAAAUCGGGACUGUGAUACCACGACGCAACGAGCACUAUUUAGCUUAAUUUAUAAUUAAUUUAACAAUGUAAAUAGGCAUGAGUUAUAAAUAAACGAGCGAUUAUAUUUA
Molecule: messenger RNA, 1077 nt
Organism: Manduca sexta (tobacco hornworm)
Lineage: Eukaryota; Metazoa; Arthropoda; Insecta; Lepidoptera; Sphingidae
Gene: CPR9
Product: pupal cuticle protein 20-like
Exons: 4
Coding region: 72-674 (200 amino acids)
Cellular component (GO): chitin-based extracellular matrix
Molecular function (GO): structural constituent of chitin-based larval cuticle
Source: RefSeq, a predicted model, not a curated record